AUGGCGGAGCACCCGGUACAAGGAUCGGGCGACCGAGCCGCCAGCAACAACUGUGGGACGGCAGUACAGUCUCCUGGCACUGCUAGGGAAAGGAAACAAACAAGUAAAGUACGUACACGACGGCGGCAGGCACAGUCGAGAUCGAUAUUAUUGUUUACGUGUGGCGGCGAGCAUCCAGCACAAGUAGGGCUCGCGGCAGCAGCGCGAGCUAAUCCACUUAGCAGCUGCGGCGGCCGCGGGCCGGGCCUCGCGCUGCCCGCGACGCCAGCGCUCGCAUCGCUCGAUACGGGCGCACGGCUCGCGUCACACCAACACUGCACCGCACACGCGAUCGAAUGUCUACGGCCACGUCAAUUAGCUCUGCAAGCGCGGAUGGCGCGGCCCGCACCAGCGACUGCUCGGCGCGCCAGCCUCGGCAGACGGCUCGGCGCGUCCGGCGCCUAA
Molecule: messenger RNA, 444 nt
Organism: Spodoptera exigua (beet armyworm)
Lineage: Eukaryota; Metazoa; Arthropoda; Insecta; Lepidoptera; Noctuidae
Source: the annotation of a GenBank genome assembly